AUGGUGCACACCCAGCAGCCAUUGGACGCGCCGGUCGACUACCCAGUCACCGACAAGCGCGAUCAAACAGGUCUUCUUACGCGCUUUGUGCCGGACAAGCUCAAGAACACAUCCUUCUACCGUUGGUUCUUACGUUUCACACGCCUCCUACAAUUCAUCAGCUCCGUGGUCUCGCUUGGCAUCUUUUCCCAGCGCUUAUAUAAGGUGUACCGCCUUGUCAACAGCGUCAAGACAUACCGCGGCGUCAACGGUAGCUAUGGUGCAGUCGAGGGCAUCCUCGCCGCCGCCGUUCUGUAUACCUUGAUCACGAUCCUACUUUCUUGCAUCAAGAAGUCAGCGAACCCUGGCGGUCGAGCACUCCGAUGGAUCUGGGUACUUCUCGACCUUGCAUUUGUCGGAGGAUUCAUCGCUGUUGCUGUGCUCACGCGUCCGAACGGAGGUCUUGCUGGUGCCCGUCACUGCUACAGCCCGGAGCGCAUUGCUAACGGCAAUACCGGUGGGGUUGUCACUGGCGAGACUGCGAGCCGUGAUGACAGCUGUAAUCUGCCGUGGGGCACCUUUAUUUUGGCCAUCGUUUCCACGCUUCUCCAUGCCAUCACCGCCUCCUUCCACGAGAUUAGGGACCAUCGCCGAAAGAACAGGCUCGAACACGAGAAGGCCGUUCAGCCACACACCGAGGCUCCAGCAGAUGGCGUCCGCUACUAA
This is a messenger RNA of Alternaria ventricosa, 705 nucleotides long. RefSeq lists its product as uncharacterized. The transcript has 3 exons. Bases 1 to 705 code for a protein of 234 amino acids. The record is from RefSeq and is a predicted model, not a curated record. NCBI's taxonomy places the organism in Eukaryota, Fungi, Ascomycota, Dothideomycetes, Pleosporales, Pleosporaceae.